AUGAUCGAGUUGUAUUUCUUCACAAACCGGGCAACCACGAAAGACGUGGUACUAUUGCCUGCACUAUGCCACGAUGUGGCUCUUUUCUCCGUAGCUUUACAGCUUAUGCUCCUUGUGCUGAUCCUUUGCUAUGCUUGCGUCAAGGCUCUGUCCGAGCGCCUGGCCAACUUCUCGCGCGCAAGGAGCGUUGCCGCAGAGGAGGCCGCAGACGAGCAGGCUCCAAAGUUCAGGAUUGAGCUGCAGCCGCCGUGCAAAUGCCUGCGGUUCGCGGUGAAGUGGGAUCCCGACAUGCGGAACAUGAUUAACUGCCUCAAAGAGGAGGGUGAGGAAGCCCUCACUCCAUUCUUCGAAAGUGAGGUGUUCGUUUGGAAGCUGCGGAAGUACGUUCGCAACAUGGUCUCAAGUGCUGACAGAUUAAACCUCAAAAGAGACGUGAUCCGGCGUCGGCAACAGCAAGAGCUCAACGAAAGGACUGCCCAGAAGACGGCUGAGCAGGAGAUGCAAGAUCGACAGGCGUUGUUGGAGCUCUUUGGUCAAGUGGACCGACCUUCGGCCGCUGCUCAGGCACCAGUGGUACUAGAGCAGGCGCCUGUGGUGGAACCUUCGGAGAAGCCAGCGGCUUCCAUUGGGCUGCCAAUUGUGGCAGAAGAGGAUGACGCCCCGGAUCCAUUCCUUAAGAUGCUCGCUGAAACUUCACAAAAAAAGCCAACAGACCCCCAGAUGUCGCCGGAAGAUGCUGCUGCCCUAGCUUCCAUGAUGGCACAGGGGCCUACAAGCAGCUUGAGAGAAGGACGGCAGGCGGAGCAACCCAUGCUCAGCGCUACUCCGCAGGGGAAGCCAGACGAAGCCCAGUUGUCCCCCGAGGAUGCCGCAGCGAUGGCAUCGAUGAUGGCAGAGCAGCCUCCAAGCAGCACAAACACAGCACCUCAAUCUCAGCAAUCCGUGGCUGCCGAGUCACCGGAUGCCUUUAUGACAAUGCUCAUGGAGACCUCGAGGAAGAAGCUAGCGGACACGCAGAUGAUGCCAGAGGAUGCUGCAGCAAUGGCAGCCAUGAUGGCAGCAGAGCAGCCCUUGAAAGCAGAAGCGCCGAUUGAUGCUCAAUUGUCACAGGAGGAUGCUACCGCCCUGGCGUGUCUGAUGGCAGAGGAGCCCACCAGCAACUCUACCGAAACACCCCAGACAGAAGAGUCCUCAUGCAACACAGAUGGCUGGGGCGGUGAUGAUUGGUGGGCGCUCAUCGAUUCCAGUCUGUCACCACCAGAGGCAGCAGUCAAGCUCUUUGCAGCAAUGGGAAUCUCGGAAGACAUUGCAUUCGUCACAACUGCUCCUGUCGCGCCCACCAACACCACGAGAAGCGAGGACGCUUUCAAGGACUUUUGGGACAAUUUGGAUGCCGACAUAUCGCCAGAACUGGUGGCAGCUAACCUCGUGAGCACGGCCCAGUUCAUAGAGGCUUACUGA
Molecule: messenger RNA, 1461 nt
Organism: Symbiodinium sp. CCMP2592
Lineage: Eukaryota; Dinophyceae; Suessiales; Symbiodiniaceae
Source: the annotation of a GenBank genome assembly